Messenger RNA from Mirounga angustirostris (Northern elephant seal), 6257 nucleotides. It is a transcript of the gene SETDB2, whose product is annotated as SET domain bifurcated histone lysine methyltransferase 2. The record is from RefSeq and is a predicted model, not a curated record. Bases 1054 to 3168 code for a protein of 704 amino acids. NCBI's taxonomy places the organism in Eukaryota, Metazoa, Chordata, Mammalia, Carnivora, Phocidae. Gene Ontology annotation, molecular function: DNA binding; protein binding; histone H3K9 methyltransferase activity. Gene Ontology annotation, cellular component: nucleus. Gene Ontology annotation, biological process: heterochromatin organization; negative regulation of gene expression. The transcript has 15 exons.
GCUCUGGGUGUCCAACUCCUCCUAUUUAGGAUUAGCGUUAGGUAGGCCUGGGCGUCAGGGGUUGGGCGGUCCUCCCUCCCCGCCUGAAGCGAGGCGGGACAGUUGUUGCUGAGGUGAGGUCUAGUAAAUGGUGAAGUAUUUCCUGGCCUGGGGGCAUCUGGGACCGUGGGGUCUCGGUGGCGUGGAGUCGGAGAGGAGCCCGACCCGCGGGGAAACCCAGUCUUGCCAACGGAGCGGGCCCGGCGCAGCCCUCAGGUCUGUGGUGCUAGUGGAGCCGAGGCACGGCCUUGGGUGGCCCGCUGACAGCUCCUUCGGCCCGGACCUGGGAACGCGGCGGAGCCCUCGGCUGCGUGGACCCCAGCCCUUGCAACCUCUCUUUUCCUUCUAUCCACCUGCAGUCCCAGGCUGUAGAAGGGACCGCGGGCGUUCUGAGUUCUCAAGCCCCAUUUCAUUUUCUGUCUCCGGGUGCAUACCUUAAUGUGAGGUGAUUCCUAAGCAGCUGGGAACCUGAGGCUGUAAAAGGGGCUGCAGGAAAUGGACUGCAUUGUAAAAUCCAGAAGCAGAACUGGAAGGUUUAACCACUGACCCAUUUCACAGGUACUGUAUAGCACAUUUUAUUUGCCAUUCUCUUUUUGAUGGACAUUGGUUGUUCCCAGUUUUUCAACUUAUAGACAAUGCUGCAGGGAAAUCCUGAAUGUCUCAUGCAUCCAUGGACCAAAAGAUGGAGUUGGUUUUUAUUUUUAAGAAGAUAUUAUCAAUGAUCUGAUAUAACUAUAAAUAUUCACUUGAUGAAGUUGCAUGGACUCAUCAUCAGGUUGGACUAGUGGUUAUUUUUGAAAGUUUCUUCAACUGAAGUUACUAUUUGAAAAUUCAAGCAUCCAAGAACAUUGGGUUUGGAAUGGCAUAAUGAUGUAUUUUCUCUGAGGACUGCAAAUUUCAUAGAGACCACACUGAAUUCCAGUUGGAUUCCAGUUAUAUUCUUCAAUCAAAGUGAUUCAGUCCUUUGAUAAAGUUAAUUUUGAAUAGUUUUAUGUUUAUGAACGACGCCAAAAGAUGGGAGAAAAAAAUGGUGAUGCAAAAACUUUCUGGAUGGAGCUAGAAGAUGAUGGAAAAGUGGACUUCAUAUUUGAACAAGUGCAAAAUGUGCUGCAAUCACUGAAACAAAAGAUCAAAGAUGGGUCUGCCACAAAUAAAGAAUACAUCCAAGCAAUGAUUCUAGUGAAUGAAGCAACCAUAAGUAACAAUUCAACAUUGAUAAAGGAUCAUACAUCUGUGACCCAGAAUGAAUGGGAAAACAAAUCAGGUUCAUUGCCCUCUACAUCAUAUGGAGAUUCCUUUCCAGAAGACUGUACAUUUCUAUCUACAAAAAAUAAGGAAAUUCCUCCUUUGGAAAAUAAAGUUGCAUACAUCAGAGAAAAGAAGUCAUCUUUGAAUCUAUCUUACCGAAGUCAUGACUGCUCUCGAACUUGUCUGAUGAAAAUACCACUUACCUUCAAGGGAGAAAACCCUCUGCAGCUACCAAUCAAAUGCCACUUCCAAAGACGACAUGCAAAGACAAACUCUCAUUCUUCAGCACUCCAUGUGAGUUAUAAAACCCCUUGUGGAAGGAGUCUACGAAAUGUGGAAGAAGUUUUCCGUUACCUGCUUGAGACAGAGUGUAACUUUUUAUUUACAGAUAACUUUUCUUUCAAUACCUAUGUUCAGUUGACUCGGAAUUACCCAAAACAAGAAGAAAUUGUUUCUGAUGUGGAUAUUAGCAAUGGAGUGGAAUCGGUACCCAUUUCUUUCUGUAAUGAAAUUGACAAUAGAAAGCUUCCACAGUUUAAGUACAGAAGGACUAUGUGGCCACGAGCAUAUUAUCUAAACAGCUUUACCAACAUGUUUACUGAUUCGUGUGACUGUUCUGAGGGCUGCAUAGACAUAACAAAAUGUGCAUGUCUUCAGCUGACAGCGAGGAAUGCCAAGACUUGCCCCUUGUCAAGUAAUAAAAUAACCACUGGAUAUAAAUAUAAAAGACUACAGAGACAAAUACCUACUGGCAUUUAUGAAUGCAGCCUGUUGUGCAAGUGUAAUCGACGAAUGUGUCAAAACCGAGUUGUCCAGCAUGGACCUCAAGUGAGGCUACAGGUCUUCAAAACUGAGAAGAAGGGAUGGGGAGUACGCUGCCUAGAUGACAUUGACAGAGGGACAUUUGUUUGCAUUUAUUCAGGAAGAUUACUAAGCAGAUCUAACACUGAGAAACCUGAUGCUAUUGAUGAAAAUGGAAAAGAAGAGAAUAUUAUGAAAAAUAUGUUUUCAAAAAAGAGGAAAAUAGAAGUUGCAGAUUGUGAGGUUGAAGUUAUCCCAUUAGAACUGGAAACACAUAGAAGUGCUGAGACUGAGGAGUGUCUCCCUACGUUCAAUAAUAAUUUAAAAGAGCCUGUUAUAGAAAUGAAAUGUAACAAUAUUUCAAGAAUUCAGUAUCAUUCAGUCAUUAGAAGUCCUAAAGUGAAGACAGCCAUUAUUCAACGCAAUGGGAAAAGGAUGGGAUUUGCUUCCUCAGAGUCUGUCACCUCAGAAGAUAAUGAUGGAUUUAAACCAGCCCAAGUGCAUCUGAACUCCAAAGCCAAGGAAAUGAAAAAGGAUUCAAGCUCCUACCAAGUUAAAGACUCUGAAGACAAUCUGCAGAUUGAAUCAGAUGUGAUAGAUAUAACUAAAUGUAGAGAAGAAACUCCAUCAGGGGGCAGAUGUAACCAAGCAGCCACAUUGGAUAAACAGAGUAUUACAAAGGAGUUCAAGGCUCAAAUGCAAAAGCCCCAAGAGGAAAGAUCUCCAGCAUAUCAAAACCAUCAAGUCUUUUGUGAAAAAGAGUUCCCAAGUGAAACCAAGAAUAUUUCACCUGAUUCUCUAAAGAAGUUUAAUAAAGGGAACGUGUUUUUAUUGGAUGCCACAAAAGAAGGGAAUGUGGGCCGCUUCCUUAAUCAUAGUUGUUGCCCAAAUCUUUUGGUACAGAAUGUUUUUGUAGAAACACGUGACAGGAAUUUUCCACUGGUGGCGUUCUUCACCAACAGGUAUGUGAAAGCAAGAACAGAACUAACAUGGGAUUAUGGGUAUGAAGCUGGGACUAUGCCUGAGAAAGAAAUCCUCUGCCAAUGUGGGGUUAAUAAGUGUAGGAAGAAAAUAUUAUAAAUCUUUAGCUAAUGCCUAUUGAUGAGAUUAGCUUAUCGUGCUGCAAUUAGAGCCAUGCAGGAGAACCUUCAACCUAGGAAUUAACCUAGGCUGUGAUCCAUCAAGAGAAUUCUUCUCAGUUUACCCUUGUCAGGGAAUUCGUUUGUAUGACUUAGAAAUGCUAGGAACAAAAUAAGGACAUUUUCAUAUGCAUAGGCUAUCUCUUUAUUCUUUCUGCUGUUCAACUUUACACAAGUGGGAUGAAGUGUAUAUUUUAUAUGACAUACCAUUAUACAGUUUGUAACUUAUUUGUAAAUUAUAUAUUAAGAGAAACAAAUGUUACAAUAGAAUUCAAUUGUUCUUAUUUACUUUUGUGAUUAUUAUCUUUGAGUUCAUGCCCCCAAAGGGCCAAAUUUCACAUCUUUACCUACAAAAUUUAUGCUUAAUUCUUGGCAAAUAAUUUACCAUUAUGAGCCAUAGGUGGGCAACACAGCCUGAAGAAUAUGUAAGAACUAACUUUACACAUAUUACUUCCAAGUAUUUUAACACUAGUUGGAGAAGCUCUGGCUGCAUGCAACUCUGUCUCAUCAAACCAUUUGACUGCUAAGAGGGAGAAGCUCUCCUAUUGGGAGGCUUUUGGCAAAUUCUUUGAGAUGGAACUUCUUUUCCACAGAUUCUCCUUACUACUCCAGCAAACAUAGACAAGAAAAGAGGGAAUAAAAACCCAGAGGAAUUAGAAUAUUUUUGUUCUAGGUAGAGGAGAGCCAUAAGAAAACUUAGAAACUAGUCAGACUUGGCUUAUUUAGGCCCUCCAGAAGGGAUUGUGCUGGGCAAGAAUUUCACUUAAUAAAACAAAACAAAGCAAUUCCACUGAGUUUGUAAAGUCUGGAACAGCUUCUUGGAUUCUCCUGGGUAUGAUGUGCAGAUUGCGUUUGUGGAGAGAAAGGGAGUAAUACUCUGCUAUAGGUUACCCAGCCCUGAUCAUGGAGUGGAAAAGGGACUAGGAAUCUCCAGGUGUCAAAACUAAUUUUAUCCAUAACAAAGUUUUACAUUUGGCUGCCAGGAACUUCCCCCUUGGAACCAGAAGAGGAAUACUAGCUCAAAAAGAAGUAUUUAAUUAAAAGUAGUUCUGGCUUUUGAGAAGUUUUAUGUCUUUUUUCUUUCUUUUUUUCUAUACUCGAUUCUGGGUUUAGUUUGGUUACUGUUCAAAUAAAACUGUGUUCUAAGUUUGGACCCAAUUUAAUUGCUUAAAAAUAUUGAACUAGAUGAAAAUUUAACUUGAAAUUGUUUUAGAGAAAGGGAAACCGAUGAACUAGGAAAAGGAGCAAAAAGUUAUAACCUAAUAGCCUGUUAAGAUGAGGAAAGUUAAGUCCACUUAUUUGCAGUAAAGAUGUAGAAAUUUUAGGCAGUACACUGAAAGUGAAGAUACUUGAUAAGUAUGGGAAUUAUUUUUGUACAUAAAUCCUGACAUCUUGAUCUGUUUCACAACUGUCACCCUCCAUCAAUGUCCUAGAGAUUCCCUUUGUCUCUCUUAUGUCAGAUCUGUUUCCAGUUAAAUUCCAUUAUUUCCCUUUUCCUUGGUUUUCUCCCACAUAUUGGUGAAGGACAUCUUCCAGUUGUUUUUGAAAAGGAAAAUUGAGAGGUAAAUAUUUUGAGACCUUGCAUGUUUAAACAUGUUAUUUUACCCUUACACUUAACUUGGUUGCUAUUUUUUCAGUGUAUAGAAUUCUUGAGUAACCUCCAUACACAAUUUUGAAGGCUUCUGCUAGCUUCCAGUGCUGCUGCUAUGAAAUCUGAAAAUGGUCUCCUUUCUGUCUUCCAUGGUGACUACUAAAGUCAGAUGUCAUUCUCUUCCUUAUCUUUGUAUAUAUGACCAGUUUUUAUCUCUCUCGAAGCUGACAGAAUUAUCUUUGUCCAGUGUUCUGUUUCUGGUAAGGUCCAUUUGCAUCCUUCAUCCUGGGUGUUUGGUGGGAUCUUUCAAUCUGAAAUCUUUGUCCUUCAGGGAAAUUAUCUUGAACCAUUUCUUUAGUGAUUCUUCAUGUGUUCAUUCUUUCUUUCUUUAUAGAACUCUUGUUAUUCAGAUAUCAGACUUCCAGGAUUGGCUCUCUAAAUUUCUUUUCUUUUUUUUAGAGUUGUGAUUUUUUUUUUUUUCAAGUUUACUUACUUAAUCUCUACACCCAAUGUGGGGCUCAAACUUACAACGCUGAGAUCAAAAGUUGCAUGCUGUUCCAACUGAGCCAGCCACGUGCCCCAAAUUUUCUCUUUAUUUUCAGCUAUCUUUUUGCUGUACUUUCAGGGACAUUUUCUCAAUUUAAAUCUUCCAAUAUGUCAGUUGUGCUUUAUUUUUUCUGGUCUCAUAUUCUUCAUUUCUAGAGCUCUCUUCUCUGGAUUUCUUUAACAGCAUCCUGUUUUGGGUUCAUGUCUGUGGUGUCUUAUCUCUUUGAAAAUACCAUGAUGUGUACACACGCAUUCAUAUCUAUAUUCUUCCUGCAUAUUUUGUGACUUCGAAGGUUUAUUUCUUGUUUUCCCUGUAUGUAUCCUUUGGUCUUUGUUUUUCAUGUUAUAGGCUUUCCUCAGUUUGUGAUCUUGGCAGUCUACACAUAAGAGUAGAACAUUAUAAAAGGCUGAGAUUGAAAGCUGAGAGUGGGAGAUGGGUCUCUUCGAGUGUCACAUCAUAACCGAGCUGAGCUAUCAGUCUCUAAUUGUCUCUUUUAGGGCUUUGUUUGGCUGAUUGAAGGGCAAAAACGGGGCUGCCAGAGUGUGUUCUUAUUUCCCCUUUGCGCUCCAUUCUUCUGUAAUCCAUUUCUAUAUUUGUCAAGACUAUCCAAGCUAUCUUUUUACAUAUUCUCUUUUCUACUAUCCCCAGUUUGCCUCUCUUCCCUUUAAACCUCAAAAUGCAAAAAAUAAUAAUAAUAAAACCUCAAAAUGCAAGGUUUUCCUUUAAUUCCUCAGCAAACCACCAACUAUUAUAUGCUUCUUUUCCAAAACUUUUUUUUUAAUCUGUAAUUAUAUGCAUUUGUGUUCUCUACAUGUAUAUUUUGUUACAUGCACUGAAAACCUCGUCUUGUAUGGUGCUGUGUACCCCAUGGGUGCUAAAUAAAGAUUUGCGA